This is a messenger RNA of Quercus lobata, 4912 nucleotides long. Its product is annotated as phosphatidate phosphatase PAH2-like. The transcript has 11 exons. The coding region runs from base 861 to 4007 and encodes 1048 amino acids. Gene Ontology annotation, molecular function: phosphatidate phosphatase activity. Gene Ontology annotation, biological process: lipid metabolic process. The record is from RefSeq and is a predicted model, not a curated record. NCBI's taxonomy places the organism in Eukaryota, Viridiplantae, Streptophyta, Magnoliopsida, Fagales, Fagaceae.
CGUGUUACUCCCACCAUGCAUUGCAUUGCAAGACUUUUCCAAAUCCAACACAUACACGCUGACACGCACACUCUCUCUCUCUCUCUCUCUCCGUAUAGAUCCUUACGAAUCUAUAAGCCAUAGGCUUCUUCUUCUCUCCAGGUCAGUUUCAUGACUCACACAGUUUCUCACACCCAAUUUGCCGUUCAUUUUUUUUUUCCUAUUCUUAAGCUUAAUUAUUAUCCUUUGAAAUUUGAAUGAGAAAAAUAUAAAAGGAAUAAUACCAGUCUAUUGAAAAAUGCGUUGUCAUUUAUUUUGAUCAGCUGGGACACUCUAUCUCAAUGAUGAUGGGUUUAGCACAUUCGAAUAAAUAAAAGCGAAUAUGCUUUUAUUUUUGCUUGCUUGCCUUAACUGCUCUCUCUUCUUCUUGGCGGUUCGUUUUAACUAUUUGGGUUUUGUUAGUUGUGAGCCUUUCUUCUUUUUCACAGGGUCAUCUUUUAAAAAGUUAGAGAGAGACAGAGUCUGAACCAGGUUUAAUUAUUCUUUACUUAAUUAAUUACGUUUAGUUGUUGUAUUAUAAUCCACGAUCUUAGUCUCUUAUAUAUCUUUAAUCUUAAGUAUUAAUUGCUUUUGAGCCUAAAGUUGUGAAAUUUUUGAGUUGUAAUCAAUUGGGUUUUCAAAAAUGUAUGAUUUUGUGAUCUGGGUACGUUGUAAUUUUGAAUCCUAGGAUACUUUAUUGAAUAAAGGUGGGUUCUUAAUUUUUUUUUUUUUUUAAAGCCUCACAUAUUUUUGUGGGGGUGCAAUCAGAUAGAUUUGAAGUAUGAUUGGAUUUUGAGAUUUUGUUACUUGGGUUUGUUUGAGAAAUCCGGAGUAUUGAAAAGAUGUAUGCGGUGGGGAGGCUAGGUAGCUACAUAACCAAAGUGUCUGGCCCAUUUCAUCCAUUUGGUGGAGCUGUGGAUAUUAUUGUAGUUGAACAGCAAGAUGGGAGCUUUAAGUCCUCACCUUGGUAUAUCAGGUUUGGGAAAUUUCAAGGGGUUUUGAAGUCUAAGGAGAAGGUGGUCAACAUUGGUGUCAAUGGAGUGGAAGCUAAUUUCCACAUGUAUUUGGAUCAUAAAGGGGAGGCUUACUUUCUUAGAGAGGUAGAUGUAGAAGAAGGGGAAAUGGUGCCAUUCUCAUUGUCCUCUGGGGAUGAGAUAGAUGGGGAAUCCAAGACCAAGAUUGAUAGGCGGCCAUUGAAGUCCAAAAGUUACAAUUAUGAAAAUUCAGUUGAUAAGAUUGAUGUGAGGAAUGGGAAGGUUAUGACAAGGUCUGGUUCACGGCGGUCACGGAUGUUUGGGCUUGUUUUUGGACGGAGAUCAAGGAAGGAGGAAGAUGGGGAUGCUGGUGCGGCAAGGGCUGACUCAUUGAAGCGUGCUGAGAUUGCGGCCGACCUCUUGGAGGUGAGGUGGUCUACUAAUCUUGGUGGUAAUAAAUCGAGGAAAGAUAAAGCUGAGAAAGAUGUGCAGAUCAAUGAUGGAAAAGGUCAGGUGAACUCAUCUGUAGAUAAUAAUGUGGAAAAUGGUAUGGACCAAUGUGUGUUACAUGAAGAAACUGGUUCCCACAAUGAGCAAAAGGGGGACAUUUCUGUCUCCAGCUUUGAGAAUACACACAGUUUUGUUGAUGAAACUAGAACGGAAGUGCCCUGCUUUGGCUCUCCAGAACAAGUUACUGAAAAUUCCAUGGCAGAUGAAAAUGUUUUGGAAGAGAAAUGUGAGACGGUCUCUAUGGUAUCAAGAAAGAUUGACGGGGAUAUCGAACAUGAUGAAAAUGCAAAAGUUCAAUAUUCGAUUCAGCUUGAAGAACUCCCUGGAAAGCAUAUUGAUGAGGAACAGGUUUUAGGGGAUGUUUUAACAGGCUGUGGAAUUUCCCAGGAGGAGAGUGAAACAGAUAGGGCUCAAUCCUUUAUCUAUUGUGAAGCAUCAGAGAGAUUUAUAGUGGCAAUGAAUGGUACCAGUGAACAAACUUCUGAAACAAUGUACCUUGUUAGUGAAGAAGAUGGGGAAGUCCACAUUAAUGCUGAAAUGUUGCAUCCAACAACUGAACUAGCAUCCGAGGUCUUAGAAGUUCUUUAUCAGGAUACAGUUACUCUUCAAGUUGCUGAAGAUGAUGAAUUGCAGACAGAAACAGUGGAGGUUCCUGAGAAUCAUUCUCAACAACUGAAUCCUUCUCAUUCUUGCAUACAUCAAUGCAAUGUGAUGGAUCUUGAAGAGCCACUGACAGUUCCAGAAACCUAUGCCCAAAUGGUCACCCCAGACCAAACACUUGACCCAGCUGACAAAGUUGAGUCACAGACCAUUUGCACCAUUUCUAGUUUUAGUAACUCAGGUCAUCAAGUUCAAGAUGAAGAAGAGAAGAAGGAUGAAGAAUUAACUAGCAAGUUCCAAUCUUCUUUGGAGUCUAUUGGUGACUGUCUCCCUCCAAAAUCAAUAAGUACAUUGUCAUCAGCGAGUUCAGAGGAAGGUCAGUUUCCUUUCAAUGACCUUGAAGAAUUUCAAAUUAGUGAGGUACAACACAUGGAGUCAAUAUCUCCAGAGAAUGUAGAUAAAGAAAGCGCCUCAUUUAGUCCUGAUUCUCAUGAAAUCAUUGAAGAAGUGAAUGGGCAAGUCAAUGAAAACAAUGAGUCAUAUUCAUCUUCUGAAAAGUUUGUUCAAGAGAAUCCAUGGACUGAUCUUGAGAUAGAAAAAUCAAAGGUAACAUCAGGCCCCAUUAUAAUACCUAGAAGUCAUAAGGUUUCUGGUAUGGAAGUUGGGCGGCUGGUAGAAUCAUUGCCCAAUUUGUGGUCUCACACUGAAAAUCCAGAUGCACAUGAUGUUCAGUGUCCUCUCAAACACUCACUGGACUCGAGAUGCAUAUCCUUGAAUUCAAAGAUGCAGGGUAAAGAUGAUUCAAGCUGUAUAAGGUCAGACAAAGAUUCACAAUUGGCUGGGGAACAAUUAACUGCUGAGAACACCGAGAUUUCAGGGGAGCCUAUAAAUGUACUUGCCAUUCCUGCAGUUGGAGAUCCAUCAAAAUUCGGUGUAUCCCCUGGUGGAAGCUGGGGGAUUUGGUCCUCUUUUUUAAGGAGAUCAAGAUCCAGGAAUGGUAUGCAGCCAGCCACGAAUGAUGCCAGAGUUUCUGGUGCUGAGAAUGCUUCAGAGAGCACCACCUGGAGGGAUGGAGACAAAAAUGUGCUUAAACCAAAGAUGGUAAAAAGGAUGUUGAGGGCAAUCACUCCAACAUCUGAGCAACUGGCAUCCUUGAAUUUGAAGGAUGGAAAGAACACAGUAACCUUCACAUUCUCCACUGCAAUGCUGGGGAAACAGCAGGUUGAUGCCAGAAUAUUUUUGUGGAAAUGGAACACUCGUAUAGUCAUCUCAGAUGUGGAUGGGACAAUUACAAAAUCGGAUGUUCUGGGUCAGUUCAUGCCUUUGGUUGGAGUUGAUUGGUCACAAACAGGCGUUGCACAUUUAUAUUCAGCUAUUAAGGAAAAUGGGUAUCAAUUACUUUUUCUUAGUGCACGUGCAAUUUCACAGGCUUAUCACACUAGACAAUUUCUAUUCAACCUUAAGCAGGAUGGGAAGGCUUUACCGGAUGGGCCUGUUGUUAUUUCCCCUGAUGGACUUUUUCCUUCUUUAUAUCGAGAAGUUAUCAGGCGGGCUCCUCAUGAAUUCAAGAUCUCAUGCCUAGAGGAUAUCAAGGCUCUGUUUCCUUCUGAUUGCAAUCCAUUCUAUGCUGGUUUUGGAAACCGAGAUACUGAUGAGUUCAGCUACGUUAAGGUUGGAAUCCCAAAAGGAAAAAUCUUCAUUAUUAAUCCCAAGGGUGAGGUUGCUGUUAACCGUCGUGUUGAUACCAGAUCAUAUAGCACACUUCAUGCUCUUGUGAAUGGCAUGUUUCCACCAAUGUCCUCGUCUGAGCAGCUGCUCUACCCCUCUUUUCUUUUUCCUGCACCUGGAAAUUUGCUCUUGGCACAUUGGUUGCAGAAGGCAAUGAGGUUCAGGAGUUCCUUGUAAUAUUUCUCUCAUGUGAAAAGUAAUCAAUGCAGGAGCAUAACCAAAAGUUAUUUCAAUAUUUCAUUUUAGAUUUUCCGUGGAUAAUUUCAUAUUUUAACGUAGCUAUUUGUUUAGUUUGGAUUGAUAUUUGAGUUUGGUUAGGAUUAGUUCAUCAUUAUCCUUUGUUUAGGAUUAUCGGAUUAGUAUAUGAAACUAUUUAGGAUUAUCAGAUUAGUAUUUGAAAUUGUUUAGGAGAGUUUAUCCUUAUCUUUGUAAUUCCUGGAAGCUGCAUAUAAAGCUCCGGAUGAUUUCUUUUGUAUGGUACAGACUAUUAUUAUUAUUAUUAUUGAGAUUAUUUGCAGAGAUUGCAUAGUAUUUGUUUGGUGGUGAUUCCAAACACCUUAGGUGGGAAGCCUAAGGUUCUUUAGUAGGACUAAUCUAGGUUGGGAAGCCUAGGUUUUCCUACAUCAUAAUCCUACUUUUUAUUAUGGUCUUGUUUUCAAAUUUUUGGUCCUUCAGAUGAGCAGUGAGUAAGAAAUUGAACUCAGCAUAUCCAGCUGCUCUACCCCUGUUUUCUUUUUCCUGCACCUGGAAAUUUGCUCUUGGCACAUUGGUUGCAGAAGGCAAUGAGGUUCAGGAGUUCCUUGUAAUAUUUCUCUCAUGUGAAAAGUAAUCCUACUUUUUAUUAUGGUCUUGAUUUCAAAUUUUCAGUCCUUCACACGAGUAGUGUAUAAACUGAGUUAGAUGUCAGCUCAAGUAACUGUACAUGCCCAUCCUCUACUUAACUAAGUCUUUGAUGUGAAGGAAUUGGAUGUUAGCUUAAGUAACUUUACACGCCCAAUCCUCACUGCAUGGAAAUUUUUUUUUUAUAGUUUUCAGGUCUUGUUUUUUUAUUUAAUUUUUAAUUUUUGUAUUUGAUGGAAUAC